Messenger RNA from Ruditapes philippinarum (Manila clam), 668 nucleotides. RefSeq lists its product as uncharacterized. Bases 105 to 653 code for a protein of 182 amino acids. NCBI's taxonomy places the organism in Eukaryota, Metazoa, Mollusca, Bivalvia, Venerida, Veneridae. The transcript is spliced from 5 exons. The record is from RefSeq and is a predicted model, not a curated record.
GUUAUAUCGUCCAAAAGAGAAAAUAGUUUGUUCCUUGAGGAAAGGAAAUCGUUUAUAACAAAAGUUGAAAUCGAUAAAGGAAUACACAUAGGUAAAAUACUGCCAUGAGUAAUAGUCCUAGUAGUGGAUAUAUGACAGCCGAUACUGUUAAUUCACUGUAUGACACUGAUGUUGAUACCCACCCUGAUGUUAUAUAUGAUGAGUACAAAAACUUGGAGGAAGUGACCGAAGCAAUAAGGAAACAGGGCCUAGAAUCAUGUCAUAUGAUAUUUGGGAUUGAUUACACUGUUAGCAGCAAUAGAACGGGGGAAAAGACGUUCGGAGGUAAAUGUUUGCAUGCGAUGAAAGAGACCGGCCUUAACCCAUACCAAACGGUUAUCUGCAUUUUUGGUGAAACUCUUGAACCGUUCAAUCGAGGAGAAAAUAUUCCUGUGUUUGGAUUCGGAGACAGCAAAUGUAAAGACAAGUCUAUAUUUGAACUUAAACCAGGGGAGCAAUUAGGAACUGCUAGUCAUAUAUUAGCUGCUUACAAUGAGGUCACACCUACAAUAACGCUUGGGGGACCAACGCAAUUUACCCCUCUGAUAUAUGCAGCUAUCGAUGUAGUCAAAGAAACAAAAGAGGUACAUUCAAACAUCAAUUCAUAUGUUUAAGUGUUAUAAUAUCAU